Trematosphaeria pertusa is the source of this 1398-nucleotide messenger RNA. RefSeq names its product glutathione reductase-like protein. Bases 1 to 1398 code for a protein of 465 amino acids. Gene Ontology annotation, cellular component: cytosol; mitochondrion. The record is from RefSeq and is a predicted model, not a curated record. The transcript is spliced from 2 exons. Gene Ontology annotation, molecular function: flavin adenine dinucleotide binding; glutathione-disulfide reductase (NADPH) activity; NADP binding. Lineage: Eukaryota; Fungi; Ascomycota; Dothideomycetes; Pleosporales; Trematosphaeriaceae. Gene Ontology annotation, biological process: glutathione metabolic process; cellular response to oxidative stress; cell redox homeostasis.
AUGGCUCCCAUUCCGAAAGAGUGUGACUACCUCGUCCUGGGAAUUGGCAGCGGAGGUAUUGCAUCCGCCCGGAGAGCGGCAAAGUAUGGCGCCAAGGUCAUUGCGGUUGAAUCGAAUCGCAUGGGCGGCACAUGCGUGAACGUUGGCUGCGUACCCAAGAAGGUGACAUGGAACGCCGCGGCCAUCGCAGAAACAUUCAAGGAUGCUAAGGCGUACGGAUUCGGCGGAUACGAUAUGCCCACUUUCGACUGGCCCCUGUUUAAGAAAAAGAGGGACGCGUAUGUGAAGAGGCUGAAUGGUAUCUACGAGCGAAACCUUGACGGGGACCAAAUCGAGCACCUGCAGGGACGAGCCAAAUUUGUGGCCAAGGACGAGGUUGAGGUAGCGUUGGCCGGCGGAGGCACCCAGAGGAUCAAGGCGAAGCACAUUCUCGUUGCAACUGGCGGCCGUCCCAAAGUUCCUGGGAUUCCUGGAGCAGAGCUUUGCAUUGACAGCGACGGCUUCUUCGACCUAGGAGAUCUACCAAAGAAGAUUGCAACGAGCGGAGCAGGAUAUAUCGGUGUUGAAAUGUCUGGCAUGCUGCACGCCCUUGGCUCAGAAGUCCACUUCUUCAUCCGCGGCCAGACGCUUCUUCGAACUUUCGACCCCAUGAUCCAGGACACUGUGACAAAGGAGUACGAGCGUCAAGGUGUCAUCCUCUGCAAGGGCACCCAGAUUACUAAGGUGGAAGACAUCGGUAACGGCCAAAAGCGUGUCACCUACACGGAAACCGAGAGCGGCAAGGAGGGUACUGUGGAGGUCGACACCGUACUUUUCGCAACCGGACGUGAGCCCGAGAUCGAAGACCUGCACGUUAAAGACCUGGGCAUGAAGCUGGACGAAAAGAACCACAUCAUCACCGACGACUACCAAAACACCAACAUCCCGAACAUCUACGCCGUUGGUGACGUUUCUGACCGCGGCUUCGAGCUCACCCCCGUUGCCAUCGCAGCCGGUCGUCGCCUUUCAGACCGCCUCUUCGGCGGCAAGCCCGACUCGCACCUUGAAUACCAGAAUAUACCCUCCGUGGUCUUUGCGCACCCAGAAAUCGGCUCCAUUGGCCUGACCGAGCCAGAAGCUCGCGAAAAGUAUGGCGACAUGGUCAAGAUCUACAAGACGAAGUUCACUGGAAUGUACUUUGCCAUGAUGGAACCGGAGGACAAGCAGCCGACGGCGUACAAGAUCAUCUGUGUGGGCGAGGAGGAAAAGGUAGUCGGACUCCAUAUCCUCGGACAGAGCAGCGCGGAGAUUCUGCAGGGUUUCGGCGUUGCAAUUAAGAUGGGCGCGACGAAGAAAGAUUUCGAUAACUGCGUGGCUAUCCAUCCCGUCUCGGCCGAAGAACUGGUCACUAUGACUUAG